Molecule: messenger RNA, 2195 nt
Organism: Nilaparvata lugens (brown planthopper)
Lineage: Eukaryota; Metazoa; Arthropoda; Insecta; Hemiptera; Delphacidae
Product: gastrula zinc finger protein XlCGF57.1-like
Exons: 2
Coding region: 171-1718 (515 amino acids)
Biological process (GO): regulation of DNA-templated transcription
Molecular function (GO): DNA-binding transcription factor activity, RNA polymerase II-specific; RNA polymerase II cis-regulatory region sequence-specific DNA binding
Source: RefSeq, a predicted model, not a curated record
AUUGAAAACAAGAGUGGUCUGCUAUAGGAUAGGGCUGUUGAAAUCCUCUCUAUGAUUUUCGAUUAUUUUGUCAUUUCAAUUAAUUACAGUAGGUGAAAGUGAUUAAUCAUCGUGACUCAUUCAAUCUUAUUAGGCACAAUGGAUUUCAAAGGAGGAGAGUACAGCUACAGAUGCCACAGUGGAUCCAGACCAGUCCAGAUUCAGCCAAACACUUGGAUGGUCAAGGACAAGACAACUCAGGGUCUAUGACACAUUCUCAACAUCAAGGACCAAUCAUGGACAUCUGUGAUUGGCCAAUCUAUGGACCAGAUGAAGCUGAAGACAUCAUUGAAGAAAAGUACCAGAUUCAGCAUAACAUGGAUAAUCAGGUUGUAUAUUUAGACCACAAUUAUUCAAAACAUCGAUUUGAAAUUAUAGUGCUCAAGCCAGAGGUUCUGAUUGAAGGAGAAGAACACCAACAACAUGAAGGAACAGUGGAAGAAGAGGAGAUUCAGCAAGAUAAUGAUACAGGCAUACAGAUUGAAAGCAUCUAUUCUCUCUCAACAGAUAGACUGAACUGUGACCCCUUUAUACCUGAACACUUGAAAGUUGAAAAUGUAGAAGAAUCUUAUGAAACACACUCAGAAACAUUAGUGGAUAUUGAAGACAAUUAUUCUGAUACAUUAUUUACACAUUCCGAAAGUAUAAGCUUACCACCAGGAGUAUGUAUAUCAAACUCUGUCGGACAAGGAGGUUUAAGCACCAUCAAUAGAUCAGUUGAUGAAACUCUUGGGAACACUUUGAUCAACGAUUCUGAUGAAGACCUCAAUGAGGUGGACCUAUUAAUUAAAAAUGCAAGAAAGAAUGUGAUUGAUGCAGCAAGUGAUAGUGACUUAACUGAAUGUCAGUUGUGUGGUGAAGCAUUCAGCAACAUCAGAGAAUUAAAUCUUCAUUGUAGAAUACACACAGCUGGGAAACAACAUAAGUGCAAGUACUGUAACUACAAAACAAAAAAGAAAGAUCAUCUCUUCAAACAUAUAAGAACUCACACUGGAGAGAGACCCUACAGCUGUGAUUUCUGUGACUACAAAGCAACAGAAAAAUCAUCUCUCACCAACCAUAUAAAGACUCACACUGGAGAGAGACCAUUCAGCUGUGAUUUUUGUGACUACAAAGCAAAAGUGAAAUCAGCUCUCACACAACAUUUAAGGAUUCACACUGGUGAAAGACCCUACAGCUGUAAUUUCUGUGAUUACAAAGCAAUACAAAAAUCAGCUCUCACCUUGCAUAUAAAGACUCACACUGGAGAAAGACCAUUCAGCUGUGAUUUCUGUGACUAUAAAGCAACAAUAAAAUCAGUUCUCACCCAACAUUUAAGGACUCACACUGGACAGAGACCCUUCAGAUGUGAUUUCUGUGACUACAAAGCAACAGAGAAAUCAUCUCUCAAAAAACAUUUAAGGAUUCACACUGGAGAGAGACCCUUCAAAUGUGAUUUCUGUGACUACAAAGCAAAAGUGAAAUCAGCUCUCACACAACAUAUAAAGACUCACACUGGAGAGAGACCCUUCAGAUGUGAUUUCUGUGACUACAAAGCAACAGUGAAAUCAUCUCUCACAAAACAUUUAAGGAUUCACACUGGAGAGAGACCCUUCAGCUGUGAUUUCUGUGACUACAAAUCAAUACACAAGUCAUCACUCAACAGACAUCUGAGAACGCACACUAAAGAAAGACCCUAGAGCUGUGAUUUCUAUGACUACAAAACAAAUCUAAAAAAAAGUCAAGGAAACACACUUGCAAAAAACUUUGAAAUUAAAUUUUUCCAUAUAAAACUUCAUACAAUCCAAAACAACAUUCAAAUACUGGAAAUAUUUAACUGAUUUCUGAGGUCCCAUAACUCUUACAACAGCUCAACUCUCAAAACUCUGAACCAUUCAUUAACAUAGAAAAUAUAUAAAUAAUUAUUUACUUAGAAACUAUGUCAAUCAGAAAUCAAUCUCAGACAUAAUACUUCAAGAAAGUUUUUAAAUGUUAAUGUCUUGCCCUUCUUAUCAUCUGCAUGAUUCAUCAAUUUUCUAUCUGAAUAUUUUUAUUUUAUUUAGCUGAAUCACUGUACAUACUACUAUAUAAAUAUUCCCAGGUAUGUUUUUCUAGUCAGUAAAAUUUGUAUUCAUAUUUUUCGAAUAUUUGUGCAAUAAAGUAUAAUAGUUUUCAAA